This is a messenger RNA of Impatiens glandulifera, 2019 nucleotides long. Its product is annotated as glucan endo-1,3-beta-glucosidase 13-like. Gene Ontology annotation, cellular component: plasma membrane. The transcript is spliced from 5 exons. The record is from RefSeq and is a predicted model, not a curated record. The coding region runs from base 255 to 1754 and encodes 499 amino acids. NCBI's taxonomy places the organism in Eukaryota, Viridiplantae, Streptophyta, Magnoliopsida, Ericales, Balsaminaceae. Gene Ontology annotation, biological process: carbohydrate metabolic process. Gene Ontology annotation, molecular function: hydrolase activity, hydrolyzing O-glycosyl compounds.
UUUUAUUUCAAUCCAGUUAAAUAAACAUCACUCACGUCCGUUUCCCUUCCGCAAUCUCAACACUCCACUUUCUUCUCUCCACUCUCACCGAGCAGAUUUCAAAGCUCAAAGGUCGAAUCUUUCCCUUCUCUCGAGCUCCAAAAGAUUGUAUAAAGCCAGACCCAGAUUAACAUUUCAGUGAUAAAGAGAUUCGUAUUCAAGAAAGAAAGCUAAAAAGUUCAGUAGGAAGAAGAAGAAGAAGACGGGAAUAAGAAAUGUCAAGAGGUUUCAGGCUCAUAUUCGCGACUUCUCUGUUUCUUAUGCUUCUGGAUAUCUGUAGAGGAAGCACGAUCGGCGUUUGCUAUGGGAGAAACGCCGACGACUUACCGACGCCGGAUAAGGUUGCUCAGCUAGUUCAACUUCAUAAGAUAAAAUAUGUCAGAAUUUACGAUUCCAAUAUUCAGGUUCUCAAGGCAUUCGCCAAUACAGGGAUUGAGCUAAUGAUCGGGAUCACCAAUUCAGAUUUGUUGGCGUUCUCACAGUUUCAAUCCAAUGCCGACAAUUGGCUCAAGAACAACGUUCUUCCCUAUUAUCCUGCAACAAGGAUUUCCUACAUAACUGUCGGAGCUGAAGCUACGGAAGACUCUGGUAACGCUACAUCAAUGGUGGUUCCAGCGAUGCAGAAUGUUUUUAACGCCCUUAAGAAAACCGGUUUACAAAGGAAGAUCAAAGUCUCGACUACCCAUUCACUCGGAGUUUUAUCGAGAUCAUACCCGCCUUCCGCAGGGGCGUUUGAUAGUAAAUACGCCUACUUUCUCAAGCCCUUAUUGGAAUUCCUCGCGGAGAAUCAAUCGCCAUUAAUGGUUGACAUAUAUCCUUACUACGCUUAUAGCGAUUCAAAAUCGAACGUCUCGUUGGACUACGCUCUAUUUGAGUCGUCUUCAGAAGUUAUCGAUCCAAACACGGGUUUGUUAUACACCAACAUGUUUGACGCACAAAUCGACGCUCUUUACUACGCAUUAUCCGCACUUAGUUUCAAGACGAUUAAAAUAAUGGUUACAGAAACUGGAUGGCCUUCAAAGGGAUCUCCAAAGGAGAUUUCGGCAACACCUGAUAACGCGCAAAAGUACAACGGUAAUCUAAUUCGCCAUGUUGUUAACAAUUCGGGCACUCCGUUUAGACCGGGUGAGAAGCUCGAUGUUUAUGUGUUCUCGUUAUUUAACGAGAAUCGAAAACCAGGGUUGGCCUCCGAGAGGAAUUGGGGUUUGUAUUACCCGGAUGAAACAAGUGUUUACAAUCUCGAUUUUACGGGAAGAGGUGUUGUGGAUAUAACCGCCGGUCGGGGAAAUGUUACGGGUUCGAAUGGGACUUGGUGCAUUGCCUCUCCCACGGCUAGUGAGGCCGAUUUGGUAAAUGCGUUGAAUUGGGCUUGUGGGCCUGGGAAUGUUGAUUGUUCAGCGAUUCAGCCUAGCCAACCUUGUUUCGAGCCUGAUAACUCGGUUUCUCAUGCUUCUUAUGCGUUUAAUAGCUAUUAUAGGCAAAAUGGAGCAUCCGAUGUCGCUUGUAGUUUUGGUGGAGCUGGGUUGAAGACAACGAAAAACCCGAGCUAUGACAAGUGCAUAUAUUUAACAGGAGGAGGAGGGAACAAAACUGGAGCAUCAAACGGGACGUUGUCGUCGCCUUCAACCUCAACUUCUUCUACCAAACAAGGAGGAGGAUUAGCGGUUUCGAUGGCAUUGGGUUGUUUCUCGAUCAUAUUCUUGCCAUUGUUCUGAAUGAUAAGUUGAUGAUGAAAACGAUUUCGGUGGUUGAUUAGCCUCGAGAAAUGGGGGGAGACACUCUCAAUUGGGAUUGUGAUGGUCGAUUUGCCCGAAGUAGUCUUGCAAGGACAUUGAGUCGGGUUUUAUUGUAAUCAAUGUAAACUAUUUUCUGUGUCUAUUGAUCUAUUAAUCUGCACUCUGUUUUUUCGUCUAUGAGUUAUGCAUUUGCUCUUUAUUUGUGAAUAUAUAUAAUAAUAUAAUAAGAUCUGUCUGUGUUCUA